Molecule: messenger RNA, 6599 nt
Organism: Orbicella faveolata
Lineage: Eukaryota; Metazoa; Cnidaria; Anthozoa; Scleractinia; Merulinidae
Biological process (GO): action potential; potassium ion transmembrane transport; protein homooligomerization
Cellular component (GO): voltage-gated potassium channel complex; membrane
Molecular function (GO): protein binding; delayed rectifier potassium channel activity
Source: RefSeq, a predicted model, not a curated record
UUUCAUGAGCAAUUAAAUUUCUUCCAAACGCUUUUUGCCGAUCGACUAUUAAGGGGCGAGACUUCUGUCGGCCGCCUUGUUUCACAUUGCCCAGUCUAUUGUAAACCCACUUUAAGCCUCCUUAAGAAUUGGAAAAAGAGCUCUUGCGCGGACAUAAUGCGAAAAAUCUCUUACUUCAAAUAUCGAACACAUCUGGCGCAGUGAUGAAGAGGAAAAACCUAAACUAAAAUCACAAGUUAAAAUAUAAAUGGCCAUGGCUGUUUUGGUGUGUAUUUUUAGCAUUUUACGUGAACUCAAAAGAAAUUAUUACAAUCUUUUAUGAAUAUUAAAAGAUCUGACCGCCAGUGUAACGAUGUUAUUGAAGGUGAACACAAGAGAGAGCUUUUUAAUUCAGGGUAACGAUUGUACGAAAAGCUGACGUCAGGCGAGUAAACGACUGAUCAAUUACCUGAUCACCUAUUUCCCAAUUUUUGUCUUUUGUAAUCAUUUCCUGAUUUAGUUUCUGGUACUAAAUAACAAUAAACAAUUUUAGCUGCGGUUUGGCUGCACUGCUACCCCCGAUUCGCUGUCUUCGCUGAGGGGAAUUAAAUUUAUUUGCGCUCGUUUCAAUUUCUAAUUUGGAAUCACCCGUGGCGUGGUAGCUUAAUCAGAAAAAGCGCCAACUAAAUUGCAUAAUUACUUCAUUUGUUUGAUGAUUCCCGAGCCAACUGGGAGGUGGAGAAUUGCCCCUUUGUCAUGGUCAAGCUGUGGUUAGCUUUGUUCAACAAAACAGAUCUACUUAUUUUCGUCCCUGUUAAGGGAAAGAUGAGUGAGAGGUUGGCGUCGCGGUUCUGAGAGAUUUCGUCUCUCUGACGACAGAUGAGCAACCAGAUGGCUCCGCAAGAGAGCAUGCGCAAUGAUCAGCCCACUCGACGCAUGUGCGUCAGAGCUCGGAAACGCUGUCUCAUUGAAGGUGUCAGUACGUGGCUGUCAUCAUUCGUGAAAAAAAAAACACGUUCUUUAACAAAAGCCGUGUAAUCAUGUCCUGCCUUUGCCGACUCGUUUCAACCCUUAGGCAUCGUCCUCGAUAAGCGGAAAAUAAAUUGUUCCUUUUUCCUUCCUUCAGAUAUUGUCUCUCUGUUUUACCCGUGAAGGACUCAUUGUUUCGCUAGUUCCGCACAUAGUGUUAUCAUUAAAAUGAACUAAAAUGUGAAAAUGCGCCAGCAAGCUUAUUUUUAUUGAUGACCCAGGAGCUAUGAAGUGCAUUCAAAUGCUUUCCUGUUCACUGAGGGCAGGUGGCACUCUUUCAACAGCGCGUGCGCAUUCAAUCGCAGCAUUGUUUAUAGCAUCUUACGGAUUCUGAAUAACGAGAAAUACUUUUUUUUAAAACCUCAGGGGGAAGCAUUGAGCUUAAAGGAGAUUGCCAAGGGUGAUUUUCUCGCUCGCUUCGAACCAGUUGGAUUGCACUUACGAUCCGUCGAGACUCACUAUAUUUUACAGUUUUGCUCCCAAGAAAUCGAAACAGACUUUCACACUUUGGGUACCGAGUGCAAGAUUUACUUUUUCGCAAGGCUGGACCGCAAUUAAUGGUGUAUGUUAUUGACGGUUCGCGCUAGAAGUUCGAGCACGAGAAAAUUGUGAGACCUGGGCAAAUUGUCUGAGAACUUACAAAGUAUUAAAGAGUCGCGCUGUUGAACUCUUUAACAAGCUAUAAUGCAGCGCGGGCGAAUGGCUAUGUGGUAAAUAGGUCUUUGUGCCGUAUAAUUCAGUUUUAUUUCUUAUUCGCGUGGUUUAAUAUUCCAGAGAAAAGAAGAGGAAAUUUGGUGCUCUUCCAGACGUAAUUACGAUGAAAAGAGCAAGACUAUAGUAGCGUAUGCUUCGGCUAUGUCGCUGAAGGACAUUCGGUUAUCUUCUCCAGAGGACCCGCGUGCCAAUGAAAAGGUCGUGAUUAAUGUUGGUGGUACACGGCACGAGACUUACACAGGUACUCUUAAAAAUAUCCCUGAUACAAGAUUGUACUGGAUCACAGAGAACAAAACACAGCUGCCGGAAUACGACCCUAAUACGAACGAGUAUUUCUUCGACCGCCAUCCGACCGUGUUCGCGCAAAUUUUGAAUUUCUACCGUACGGGUAAGCUUCAUUGCCCCAAUGAUGUGUGUGGCCCGUUAUUUGAAGAGGAGCUGGCGUUCUGGGGAAUUGAUGAGCUUCAAGUCGAAUCAUGCUGCUGGUUGAAUUACAAAAAACAUCGCGAAGCGCAAGCGAAUUUGGACACGUUGGACGGGCAUGAUUCUGACAGAGAUAGCCUUUCCGACAUGGACAUGACCGUGUACGGCCUGGUCGCCGAAGGUAUUAGGAAUAGAAAUCGCUCUUUAUGGAGAAAAUAUCAGCCUAAAAUUUGGACCACAUUUGAGGAGCCUUAUUCAUCUCGCCUGGCUCAGGUUAUUGCUUUCACGACGUUGAUUCUUAUUCUGACCUCCGUCAUAACGUUUUGUCUAGAGAGCGUCCCCUACUUUGAGGACAAGUCGUCGACGCAAUAUGAUGUGCUUUAUGUUACUGACAUCAUCUGUGUGGCUUGGUUUACCUUCGAGUUUGUCAUUCGCUUUAUCUUCUGCCCGAGGAAGCUCCAGUUUGUGAAGAAACCCAUGAACUGGAUCGAUUUCGGUGCGAUCUUGCCGUUUUAUGUGAAUCUCUUAAUCAAAUCAUCCAACAUCAAGACCAUUGUUGUUCUCCGCGUCGUCAGACUCAUUCGCGUGUUUCGCAUCUUCAAGUUAUCCAGGCAUUCCUAUGGGCUCCAGAUCUUGGGACACACUCUAAGGUCGAGUUGUAGUGAGCUGUUUCUCUUAGCCUUCUUCUUAAGCAUAGGUGUGGUGAUAUUCUCAAGUAUUAUUUAUUACGCUGAGAAAGACAUUGUGAACACUAAGUUCACGACAAUUCCAGCCUCCUUCUGGUGGGCCGUGGUAACCAUGACUACGCUCGGCUACGGAGAUAUGGCACCGGAAUCUUGGGAAGGAAAGAUAGUUGGUUCGUUUUGUGCGAUCAGUGGUGUUCUCAUGAUUGCGCUUCCGGUUCCGGUUAUCGUUAGCAACUUCUCACUGUAUUACUCGCACGCCAAAGCCAGGCUCAAGUUGCCGAAGAGGAAAAGACCGCUGAUCAUUGGUGCGGCUAACGCGCUCAAGGUCGCUCAGUCGUUUGUGACUCAAAGCAGCCCUAACAUUUCCACGGGAAUGGCGGAGAGAGAGGAUCAAAACGAUUCGGACAUGGACGACCCGCGCCCUACUAGUAGAGCACGUCGGUCGCCUCAUACCAGUUUUCGCUCCACUCCACGUGGGAGUCCGAUGCCGGGGCCAAGAUUUCAAAACCCGAAUACCAUGAUCACCCCUCCUUCGCCAAGAAACUCACUGCUACCAUCGGCAUAUGUCCCGAGACGAAGCAGCUUGUUGGCGGUGCCGGAGGCGGAACGAAUCGCGAUUGAAAUGGAAGAACGGAACCCUUCUUGUACAGUAUUAGUCAGCGAAGACAACUCAUCGGAGUUGGCUACCAAAGAGAGUGUAUCCCAGCAGUCAUCACCUUCAGGAAUUAAUUUUACUUUCAGGACCCCCGACCAAACUUCUGAAGUGUCCUCAGUGACAACGACGCUGAGUCCGAAAAGAAGCGAAAGCGAGAGCGCGAGCUCUGCAAAUGGAAUCAAAACCCCGCCGACCGGUCGUCAACGAAGCACCUCCUCCACGCAAUCCCAGUCCCUGUCCAUAGACUCGACGCAGGGAUCACCCAAGUUAAAUUCCCGCGGAAGGAUGGGACGCCGUGGUAGCCUCUAUGUAGUUGGGUUUACAGCAAAACACUGGCAGAAUUUGGCUUUGAAGAAGAAUAAAAAGACACAAUCUGCACAGACAGAGGCAGGUUCGCGUAGAGCCUCUGCUACCUCUGCCGAUAGGAGAAGCUCUGCCACCCAAGGCGCUGCUACGAGCAGUUCUCGAAGAAACAGUAGCAAAGACGCCGAUACAAGUGCGCCAAGUUUUCCUGAAAAAGUCUCCUCUCAAUUACAUUUGCAGCUAACUGCUUUGAAAGAGUCGGAAACGACGACGGAGACACGGGGAACGCAAGCCACAACUCCCCGUCAGAAUGUCAGAGAAAAUGGUGACAAUGGGAUGUGCGAUGGAGUUGUUAAGCGGAAUGAAAAGAACACUCAAACGUCCAAGAAAUUCCGAAGUCGAUCAGAUGAUAACGCACGAUUCAAAGCUUCGCCGGUAAACAAAUUACGCGACGAGUAUCGUAACGGAAAGUCAAGUGUAGUAUCCGUCUCGAUAGAGAGCAACGAUUCCAGCGCGAGGAUGUCCGACGACUCGUUAACGAUUAACGAUCGACACCGACAGCGCCGCGGAUCCUCCCCGCUGGUCCGACAAAAGGCCGUAUUUACUUUCGAUAUCCCCGAUCAGCUGGUCCAGGUAGAUCCGAGUGCUAGAGGUAACGUCCCGGCCACCGCGAAGCGUAAACCUGCGCCGGCACGUGCACAGGAGGAGAAUGGAUUUUCUCUCUCUCCGCUCAUCGAGCACAGCGAACACGAGAUUACAGAACAGAAAAAAUACACGGACGCGAGGAGAAACUCUUGUAUUCCAGCGAUAACAAUGGAACGGAAGAGUUCGAGCAAGCGAAGCAAGCCUGAAGGGCUACUGCCGAAUGGAUACGUUAAUGGCUCGUAUCACUAUGAUGACGAAGACAGGGUCAUGGGCGAGAAACAGUUACCAACCAUUUCUCACCACCCUUCAAAAGCGUUAUAUCAAGAUGCAGAGUUGUCUCGAACUCGAAGUGAAACUUUUCCGCUUUAUUUUGCUGUGGCGGGGGACAGGUACCCAUCCGUCCCCUCGUCGAGUCACGCUCAACCGUUUUACACAGAAGCUAAAUCUCUUGGCCAGUACGUCGCACCUCCUCACUUACAGGUGCCAGCGCGCUCGGAUUCAAACUUACCGUCAAUAAGUGAAGAACAUGUGGUGUUUAACCACAAACAGCGUGGCAUAGAUGUGACUCGGUUAGGGGCACCAGCUAUGUUGCCACGCCCCAAUUCCCUGCCUAACUGGAGUGGAAGUCUCGUGCGGCCUGUUGUCAUGCAUCGACCUCAUAGUGACUCCGUGUAUAUGCACCACAGCGAAGCAUAUCCCUUUCCCUCGGAGAUGGCGAACUCGAUGGGAAGUCUUCGACACUCCCAAGGAAUUCAACAGUUCCCUUCCCCGCCUAUUACCCAAGGAAAUCAUCGAGGUCACCCGGUACGGCGGAACACUUACAGUUCAUUUGAAGAACAGAGGGCAAUUCAUGACGCGGCUGAUCUGGCUCAGAGGCGCCAAGGGCAAGUACUGUACGUGCAUGUACCACCAAUUGAUCCCAUCAGUGGGUCAGUGGCUGCUAUGAACUUGGCUAGCGAUCGUGACAGAAUACCAGAAGUGUCACGCAAUGACAAGACGCGCUUGAAGGGAAAUAGCUGUGAGCACAUUGCGUCACCUUUCUUCUUUCAAAAGACGGAGUCUAUUUCUAGUCCAGACUUACAUUCAAUGAACGGUUCUUUUGCGCCAGAGCGGCUCUCGUCCAAUCUUUCCAACAGUUGGCAUCAGUCUCCGGAUCAAAGUGACAGGAAGAGACAGGCUGUUGACUUAAAAGUAAACGGGGUGAGUGCUAGUAAUUCCAGUUACCCGUCGUAUCCAAACAAUCAAGCGCUCCAAACUCCCGAUCAUUCGGUUCCGAACAGUUUUCACGACGUUUCUACGGCCUACGGCUUGGAGCAGAUCGAAUUCGUGUCCACACUAGCUCAGUCCUCCUCGGAUGGACGAUCUCACGGGCAAACAGAUGGUAGGGUGGCCGAACGCGAAAAAAGCGCGUCUUCACCGCGACUUGAACGAUCAGACAGGGAGGUGAUUUACAACGGGCAUGAAGUGUUACAGCAGAGAGAGAGUUUAAGCAGGCCUGCAAGUGUUCCGGUGUUUAAUCGUCAGCGCGCACGUGCUAUGUUUGUUGGAGAUUCGGGAAUUGAAAGCGUGGGCAGUCUGAAUUCUAUAACUCACUCCGUGGAAUCCGAAGUGGAAGGCGGCAGCAAAGAGCGUAAGGAAAGCGUGACAUAUCCGAGUAACGCAAGGAUCGACAUCUUGAAUCCCAUUCAUGAAAGCGAGACGGAAAUCUCCGAUUCAGCUCCGGCGGACAGCGCAAGAAAUACGGCAAAGACAUUUCCGAGUUCCCCGAACGAUGACUUAAACAAGAAAAAGCAGCUUGUAAUUGGCACCAUCAAAGUUAACGGUAGCCGCAUGACGGAUAUGCUACGUAACCCGGAUCUCUACGAAUCCAGCUUAGUAUAAAGUAAUUCGCUGCCUCCUUUUCAAUCUUGAACCCUAAGUCUUCGUUGUCCUUGACCUCUAGCCGAGAAAUGAGAUCGCUGGUCAAUAGAAAUGAAGAUUCCGGCUGCUUGACCGCUGCUUGCUCCGUUACGGUGGAGUUGACAUUAGAGUGUAAUGCGCAUGCGUAUUAGUACAUUUUAUGUAAAAGCCGGCUCUUUUACGUUUCCUCCAAGCGAGAAAGAAAGAAUGUACGCGAAGAUAAGUUUUUUGUACUGAAUGUUGAUAAUUACAGUUCUUGAAAAGUU